This is a messenger RNA of Pygocentrus nattereri (red-bellied piranha), 1488 nucleotides long. RefSeq lists its product as uncharacterized. The record is from RefSeq and is a predicted model, not a curated record. The transcript is spliced from 6 exons. Gene Ontology annotation, biological process: response to bacterium. Bases 34 to 738 code for a protein of 234 amino acids. NCBI's taxonomy places the organism in Eukaryota, Metazoa, Chordata, Actinopteri, Characiformes, Serrasalmidae.
CUGAUAUGAUAUGUGACAGGUCCCAUUUCAGCGAUGGCUCUGCUGCUCCGUGUGAUCAGUGUGCUGUCAGUGAGUUUGAGCUCUCAGGCUGGUUUAACUGUAGAAGCAGAAUCUGGUGAUGAUGUCACUCUCUGGUGUAAACACAGUCUGACUAAAUCAGAUUAUUUAUUCUGGUGUAAACACACAAAUAAUUCAGUGCCAGUUUAUAUUGCAUGCAAAUAUUACGCACAGUCAUCCUCCUCCUCUAAAUCCUGUUUCUUCAUGACUGAGAGUAACAGGUCAGUGAUGAGAGUGAACUCUACGUUCUCCUCUCUCACUAUAACUGCAGUUACUCCCUCUGACUCAGGACUCUAUUACUGCAGCAGCCUGGAGGAAAAAUACAUGAUCUUCAGCACCACAACACAUCUACUGGUGAGAGAGAGGAAUCAAACAUCUUCCAAGACUGAAGACAAAUCUAAAGGUGGCUACAGUUCUGAUGUGUUCUUCAGGCUGUUUCUGGUUUUUGGAGCUGUGAUUGUGGUUCUGCUCAGUGCUCUUCUGUUCCUGCUGUGCAUCAUACUGAAGUACAGAGAACAUCGCAAGGAAGAUUCAGACCCUAAACUGAAACAAGAGAAAGAGGAGCAGGAUGGUGAAACGGUGAACUACGCUGCUCUACACUUCAAUAAGAAAAGCACCAGAUCACCCAGACGAGUAGAAACAGAAGAAACACAUGUAGUAUAUUCCUCUGUAGGACAGUGAUUUGAGCAUGAGUUGAUUAGGAUGUGGAAUCAGUCGGCUGAUGUUCUGAUUUAUGCUCAUUAUCUAUAUUAUAUAUAUAGUAUAAUAUAAUACAGCUGAAAUGGCUGAUCGCCAGGGUUGGGGAGCAAAAGAAUACAUCAUAUCAAUAAAUAUAAUACACAAAAAAGUAUAAUUGGAAUCUAUAACACUGAAAAAAGAGUAAUCUGAUAACAGUUACACCAUAAAAACAGGGUGAGGUCAACAUUUUGUUCCACAUCACCUGAUUCAUCAGCAGCAGACAGUAAACACUUUAUUUUACAGUCUGACUGGCUAUAAAUCAAACUUUUUACAACCUUAACUGGACAGAUUUUAGCUGACAGUCCGUAACGUCCAGAGAGAGUGAAGCGAACGGCAAAGUUGGUUUCGUUUUCACUUUUCGGUUUCUUUCUUCUGUGAUUUCCAAACCACGGAAGUCAGAUUUCUUGUCGAUAUUUGUCUUUUCAGCACUAAAAACUUUAGAUUUCUUGGCACAUUCCUUUGUGAGCUACUGAUUAAUCAAAUUUCCUUUUCUCCAAGUUAAAGUGGUGUGCAAUUCUCCACAAAGCUCACAGUGAAUGACACAGGUAUGCAGAUGUGUAUAGAUACAGUUGUCAUACUUGGCUCCUCCCACUCCGCUGGUAGUCCAUGUGCUUUUUUGUUUUGUUUGCUCAAUCCUGCCCCCUUGUUUCAUGACUCCGCCCCUGAUUGUGUCCACCUGUUUCCCACCUGUCC